CUCCUCUACUCGUCUCCAACACUGCUAUAUUCACACCUAAUGGACCAGUUCACCAACCGCGACAAAUCCGCCAUGAUCCUGGCGCUGUGGGCCAAGGGAUUCAGCGCCAAGGACAUCCAUGCCGCCCUGGGCUCACUCCUACCGCUGAGCCCACCACUAAGCCUGCCGCCAAAGCGCCCGCGCACCCCUGCGGCUGAGCCAGUCCUCAAGCCGGAGGCCAAGCCGGAGGCCAAGCUGGAGGCUAAGCCUGCUACCAAGCCUGCUACCAAGCCUGCUACCAAGCCUGUAACUAAGCCCGAGACUAAGCCCGCUUCUGCUGCCAAGCCCGUAGCCAAACCCCAGGUGGAGCCCAUGGAGCUGGACGACGACGACAGUAAGGCCAAGCCAGCAUCGCACGCCGUGCAGCUGGACCGCGUAGCAUUCUGCGAGCGCACCCUGGAGACCUACAAGGGCAAGUCUGCUGACGACAUCGUAACGUGCGCCCACACGCAAAUCAAGCCAAACUCGAUCUCUAAACAGGUCAUGUAUGUGAUUGUGUUUUUCUCGCGCAAGGAAAUCAUCUACGCCGACUUCACCAUUACCGAGGCAAAGUUUGACGCCAACCACUACAUUGAGCGCGGCAUCAAGCCCAUGAUUGCCGUCUGGAAGGAGAAGCACCCGAGGACUCAAGCUGGACCGCCUUGUGCUGAACCACGAUAA
Messenger RNA from Linderina pennispora, 699 nucleotides. RefSeq lists its product as uncharacterized. The record is from RefSeq and is a predicted model, not a curated record. The transcript is spliced from 3 exons. The coding region runs from base 40 to 699 and encodes 219 amino acids. NCBI's taxonomy places the organism in Eukaryota, Fungi, Kickxellomycota, Kickxellomycetes, Kickxellales, Kickxellaceae.